Molecule: messenger RNA, 3933 nt
Organism: Westerdykella ornata
Lineage: Eukaryota; Fungi; Ascomycota; Dothideomycetes; Pleosporales; Sporormiaceae
Product: phospholipid-translocating P-type ATPase
Exons: 3
Coding region: 1-3933 (1310 amino acids)
Biological process (GO): phospholipid translocation; endocytosis; retrograde vesicle-mediated transport, Golgi to endoplasmic reticulum
Cellular component (GO): plasma membrane; trans-Golgi network; endosome
Molecular function (GO): ATP binding; magnesium ion binding; ATPase-coupled intramembrane lipid carrier activity
Source: RefSeq, a predicted model, not a curated record
AUGGCUGCUCCACAUCAAUACCACCAACCAAAUGCCCCCGAUGAGAACGACUCCGACCUUGACCUAGACCUCGAGGAGCUCGACCCGCUGUCUCUCUCCUCGAGGACUGCCACUUCCCCGUCGCCACGGCCGUCGAGGGAAACCAGGAAGCCAUUUCAUGAGCUUGGGGCUAGGAUACCUUUGCGUAGUCUGAGGGCAAGCAGGCUCCGAAAUACGCGUAAGGCGCACGAAGCAGAAGAGGAGGAUCUCCGGGAGUUGAUAGAGGAUCAUGAUGGCGGGAACAGAGAUUCUGGUGGCAGCUCAGCCCAGCUUGGUGACGAUGACGCCCCACUGCUACCAACGCACAGUGUGCGGCGGAAGGAAAGAGGAGGCCAGCAGCCUCCCUCUGCACUCUCUCGGAUAAGCUCCAACAUACGCCUUCCGAGUUUCCUUUCUGGGAGGAGACCGGAGGAGUUUAGUAUACGAUUAGGCGACGAGGAGGAAUCAGAUCCUGAGGAGGAGCAUGAUCCCACCUCGCAGCGAACCAUCUCGGUGGGAAGAAUUCAGACUUCCAGAUUUCCUGCGAACGCCGUUUCGAACGCAAAGUAUACACCUUGGAGUUUCCUCCCACGGACCCUGUAUAACGAAUUCUCCUUUUUUAUUAAUAUGUACUUUCUGCUUGUCGCAUUAUCUCAAAUCAUACCCGCCCUCCGCAUUGGUUACCUGUCGACAUAUAUCGCUCCACUCGCAUUUGUCAUCACGAUCACUCUUGGAAAGGAAGCUUUAGAUGAUAUUGCGCGUCGGCGCAGGGACGCGGAAGCCAACUCUGAAGGCUACACAGUCUUGAAGUUUGAGGAGAAUAGUACCGGUAAUGGAGUGGCUCCUGGCAAGAGCACGGCGCAGAAGCGCAGGUUGAGGAAGGGGAAUAAAAGAGCGGCUGGCCGCACGAGCGAGAUUGGAGAUGAGGAGUCAUCCAUUUCCACAACCAAAGGGUUAGCGACUGCUACUUUCUGGGAAGUCACGAAGCCUUCGCGAAAUCUCAAAGUAGGAGAUGUCGUACGUCUAUCCAAGGAUCAACGAGUGCCCGCAGACAUGGUCAUCUUGAAGACGUACUCUCCUGAAAGCCUGCCUCCUGCAAGUCCAACGAGCCACGACCCUAGCACGCCACCGACCCUUUUGGAUGAACACGCUACUACCAUCGGCGCUUGCGAGAAUCUAUCCAACAGUGGCCCCGCCCUAGCUGCUCCUACGUCUGGCGAAGCAUUCAUUCGGACCGACCAACUUGAUGGCGAAACCGACUGGAAAUUGCGUCUGACUUCACCGCUGACUCAGAAUCUCGACGUCGGAGAAUACACCAGGUUACGCGUGAUUGCCGGCAAACCAGACAAGAAGGUGAACGAAUUCUUUGGCACAGUUGAGCUGGAACCGAGACGGCAGCGCCAGUAUGAUCCACACAAUGACGAUCAAGCGUCUGGUGAUGAGGUCAAGUCAGCUCCCCUGAGCAUCGACAACACUGUAUGGGCGAAUACGGUGCUCGCCUCAAGCUGUAGCGUGUUGGCUGUAGUCGUGUAUACUGGUCCUCAGACGCGACAAGCGCUUUCCACGUCGCCUUCCAGAUCCAAGACUGGCCUUUUGGAGUAUGAGAUCAACGCUCUGACGAAGUUUCUCUGUAUCUUCACCCUAUCUCUGUCAUUCGUGCUGGUUGCUUUAGCAAAGUUCCGUGAGAUUGAUGGGCGCUCUUGGUACGUCUCCAUGAUGCGGUUCUUGAUCCUCUUCUCGACCAUUGUCCCGGUCGGAUUGCGAGUGAAUCUGGAUAUGGGGAAGUCAGUUUAUGCCUGGUUUAUCGAGCAUGAUAAAACCAUACCCGAUACUGUCGUGCGGACCAGCACAAUCCCUGAGGAUUUGGGCAGGAUAGAAUAUCUGUUGAGCGACAAGACAGGCACCCUCACCCAGAACGCAGAGAUGGAGAUGAAAAAGAUACAUGUUGGCACUGUCUCUUAUGCCAACGAGGCCAUGGAGGAGGUCGCCUCUUAUGUCAAACAGAGCUUCUCGCCUCCAGCUGGCGAGGCACCCUCGCUCGUGACACCAUCGUCUACUUAUACUGCGCCAUUGACCUCAGCUACGCGAACCAGACGCGAGAUCGGAUCCAGGGUGAGAGAUGUGGUUCUGGCGCUAGCACUUUGCCAUAAUGUUACUCCGACUUCCGAAGAAGAGAAUGGCCACAUGGUCACGACCUACCAAGCAUCAUCUCCUGAUGAGAUCGCCAUUGUCCGCUGGACAGAGAACGUGGGUCUAAGGCUCCUCCAGCGCGACAGGGAGUCGAUGACGCUUCAGUCUUGCGACACUGGCAAUGUCGUCGUUCGUGUACGCAUACUAAAUGUCUUCCCCUUCACAUCAGAAGGCAAGAGGAUGGGAAUUGUCGUCAAGUUCUAUCAUGGCCCCGAGUCAUCGCCAUCUGCGGAAGAUGGCGAAAUCUGGUUCUACCAAAAAGGAGCGGACACGGUCAUGACCUCGAUUGUCGCUGCCAAUGACUGGCUGGAUGAGGAGACGGCCAACAUGGCCCGAGAAGGGCUGCGGACAUUGGUAGUGGGGCGCAAGAAGCUGUCGGCGCAAAGCUACCAGGAGUUUUCAGCCAAGCACGCCCAAGCGUCGCUGGCACUGCACAACCGAGACGCUGCAGUUGCGGACGUCGUGAAAGAAUAUCUCGAGCAUGACCUGGAGCUCCUCGGAGUGACUGGUGUCGAAGACAAGCUGCAGAAGGACGUGAAGCCAUCUUUGGAGCUUCUCCGCAACGCUGGUAUCAAGAUCUGGAUGCUGACGGGCGACAAAGUGGAAACAGCGCGCUGUGUCGCUGUUAGUUCGAAGCUUGUCGCGCGAGGGCAGUAUGUGCAUACCAUCGCAAAGAUGAAACGCAAAGACCUCGCGCAUGACUCCCUCGAUUUUCUUCGUAGCAAAACCGACGCCUGUCUCCUCAUUGACGGUGAAUCGCUUGCCCUCAUGCUUACCCACUACCGAUCCGAGUUCAUUUCCAUUGCAGUGCAACUGCCCACCGUCGUUGCGUGCCGCUGUUCCCCUACUCAGAAAGCCGAUAUUGCCAAGCUCAUCCGCUCAUCUACCAACAAGCGCGUCUGCUGCAUCGGCGACGGCGGCAAUGAUGUCUCCAUGAUCCAAGCCGCAGACGUCGGUGUCGGAAUUGUCGGCAAGGAAGGCCGGCAGGCCUCCCUCGCUGCCGACUUCUCCAUCACGCAGUUCUGCCAUUUGACGAAGCUGCUUGUCUGGCACGGUCGCAACAGCUACAAACGUUCGGCCAAACUCUCCCAAUUCGUCAUCCACCGCGGCCUCAUCAUCAGCAUCUGCCAAACCGUCUACAGCAUUGCCUCCUCCUUCGAACCCAACGCCCUCUACAAAGACUGGCUACUCGUAGGAUACUCCACUGUAUACACCAUGGCGCCCGUCUUCUCGCUCGUCCUGGAUCGAGACGUCGACGAGAGCGUCGCAAACCUGUACCCGGAGCUCUACGCGGAGCUCAAAACGGGCCGUUCACUCAGUUACAAGUCCUUCUUCAUCUGGGUCGCCGUCUCCAUCUACCAAGGCAGCAUCAUCCAGGGUCUCAGCCAACUCCUCGUCGGCGUCGGAAACGACGACACGGAUAUCUUCAAACGCAUGGUCAGCGUUUCUUUCUCUGUUCUGGUGCUCAAUGAACUGGUUAUGGUGGCUGUGGAGGUUACAACGUGGCACUGGAUCAUGGCGGCAUGUAUUCUUGGGACGGCGGGUGUUUAUUGGGGAAGUGUGCCGUUUCUGGAGAGGUAUUUUGAUUUGGCGUUUUUGAAAGAGGGGGCGUUUUGGUGGAAGGGGGUGGUCAUUCUGGCAGUGGCGUUGGGGCCGGUGUACGGUGGGAAGCUGCUGGGACGGACGUUGAGGCCGCCGAGUUACAGGAAGGUUAGGGGUGUGUAG